UUAAAAAUGUAAAAAAAAUUUUAUGCUUAAAAAAAUUAAAUAAAAUAUCGCUUCAAAGAACUUUGAAAUUUUAAAUAUUUUUCGCAAAAAUUCAAAAUUUGCUCACCAAAAAGCAGUGUGCUCAUGUGUUUAAAAAUAUGCCAACAACAUGAAUACGUAACUGAAAACAAAGAGCACAUACAAAGCGUCAAAGCGUGGAAAAUACAAAAAAAAAAAAAAUAAAAAAAUCUAACUUUGAGUAAAAGUUUUGGCAAAAAUUGCAAAUUAACAACAACAAUUUGAAUGAAAAUAAUUAUAACAAAACAAGCCGAGAACAAAUGUGUGGAGAAAGCACGAAAAAUCAGCAGCGUUAUAGUGAAUAAAAACAACUACAACAACAAUAUACGCUUAUAAGCAGUCGCAACACGUAUUCGCGCUGACUUUUCGCCUGCUGGAGCAGUAAAGGAUCGGCGGUUGGCACGUAGAAACAACUGUCAGGCCAACGCUAUUCCCAAUCACCCACUUCUCAUUACAUAGAAAAUCUAAAAAAUCUUACUCACCAUCUUCUGCGACUCAACUGUAGCGCCAGCGGCGUCUGUAACUUAUAUAAAAGUCAUCUGAUAGCAGCAUGCGCUAGAUACAGCAGCAAACGCCCACCCACACACGCAGGCACUUCUGUCGCUAACCCGAAGGUGCGUCUGGCAUGCUAUCAAUUUUUUCGCGCAUUUCUGUUCGUUGUUACAUACAGAACGAACAUAACUGCGGCGUGUAACUGUCUGCUCAAGGUCUGUUCAACAACAAUAAAAAAAGUUAAUAAAAACGAAGCGUCAUAAGAAAAUAACAAACAACAACAAAAAAGUCAGUCAGAAUUGAGCUGUGCUUAGCUGAGACGCGGAUUGGCGGCUGUCUGGCACAGCGUAAUGCCGCAAGUGAGUUAGGUGGAAAGUCACUGGUUUUGUUACACGACAACAGCAACAAAAACAAGAAAAUCCCACACAGUCAGUGCGAGGAAUAAAAGCUGCUGGAAAAGCAAAAAGGGAGCAAAAAGCAUAGUUCUUGUGCUCGAUUGCGUCUGCUGAUACGCGUUUAACUGCGUUUCCCAAAGGACUCAUUGGUAUGCGUAUACGCAAGUGACAGCAGACAUACAACAACAAUAAAUAAAAAAUACUUAAGAAAUAGUUGUAUUUGCGGCAUUAAGGCGUAGCUUUAAAAGGGAAGAAGGCAGAAAGCUUUAAAAGAAUACAGAGAGUGCUGACAAAAAUUGAAAAAUCGAUUUUUAAAUACAGAAUUGAAAUAAAUAAAAAAAAUUUAAAAAAAUAAAAAAAAUAUUUAAAAUAAAUUUAUAACCAAGCGCGCAACCAAAUUUCUCUUAUUAGUCUACCUGCACACAACAAAAAACAACAACAACAUUACAAAAAAAUGGCCUUAAAAUAAAAUUUGGAAACGCAUUUAUUUUCAAAAUAAAAAAUUGAAAUUAUUAUUUUAUGCAAAUAUAAACCAACGCGCCACCUCACCUAAGCAGUGUACUUGAAGUUGAGAAGCAACAACCAACCAACCAACCAACUACCUACGCCCAAUAAGGCAAUACACAACAACAAAUGGAUUUAUAUUGUUAUCAGCCAACGCCACCUGCCUCACUCAUGGAUUAUCCCGUUGGACCGCAUCAACUGCAGAAUGGCAGCAGCGGUGUCGGUGUCGGUGUUGGCGGCGUCGGUGGCAUCGUCAAUAAUACUAAUGCAUAUUUCAAUAAUAUCUACACCAAUGGCAACAAUAAUAAUAGCAACAACAAUAAUAGUAGUAAUCAUUAUAAUCAUCAUAGUAAUAGUGAUAGCUCAUCGGUGACGACAACAACAACAACAGCGACAAAUUUCGGUGAUUGCAUUGGUCUGGAGCGCGGUUUUGAUUUCUACAGUGAUCGAGUGACAAAGCGCGCAUUUUAAGUUCGCAGAAACAGCUAUACAAAUAAAAUAAUUUUUUUUGAGGCCGUAUUAAACACACUCAGCCACACACACACACACACACAAGCCACAGAAUUUUUGUCGUCGAAUUUCUGGCAUUUAUUUAA
Molecule: messenger RNA, 2044 nt
Organism: Zeugodacus cucurbitae (melon fly)
Lineage: Eukaryota; Metazoa; Arthropoda; Insecta; Diptera; Tephritidae
Exons: 2
Coding region: 1578-1919 (113 amino acids)
Source: RefSeq, a predicted model, not a curated record